Messenger RNA from Mesitornis unicolor (brown roatelo), 1227 nucleotides. It is a transcript of the gene RNF32, whose product is annotated as ring finger protein 32. NCBI's taxonomy places the organism in Eukaryota, Metazoa, Chordata, Aves, Mesitornithiformes, Mesitornithidae. The record is from RefSeq and is a predicted model, not a curated record. Gene Ontology annotation, molecular function: protein binding.
AUGAACCUAUUGGACAUUGAUGACAGCUGGAAGGAACGCACCAGAUACCAGUGUCUGAGAGAACAGUGGCUGUUCAUUCUGGGGAAGAGGAGACUGGAUGGAGACCUUAUUGCUCUCUACAAUUACCUCAAAGGAGCUUGUAGUGGUGGACUCUCCUCCAAAAAAGAGACAGCAGCAGUUUCAGCAGUUGCUUCACAGGAUCAUAUAAUACACAGUCAUCAGCUCCAGGAUCUUUCGCUAGCAGAUCCUUUUGAGUCAAGGACAAGGAAUAUCAAGAACAUUUACAAACCGGUGAACAAAGAAAUUAUCAGAGCAGUAGUAGAUACUGGACUGAGAAAGAAAAGGCCUUACCACAAAAACAAGGAAGAUGCAGAAAAGGACUAUGUUCUUGAUCCCACUCCUCCCCAGCUAACAUUAGCUCGGAAAUUAGGCCUAGUUGAGCCUCCUUCCUUGCCACUAACUGCUGAAGAAUGGGUGAAAAUAAAGCAGAGAUCCAUACAGCACGGAGACUCCAUACAGCCUUGUGCAAUAUGCAGGGAAGAAUUCGCACUUCAGCCUCAGGUGCUGCUUUCAUGUUCCCAUGUAUUCCAUAAAGCAUGCCUGAAAGCUUUUGAAAAAUUUACGGGUAAAAAGUCUUAUCCCAUGUGUAGAAAAGAGCAGUAUCAGACCAGAGUAAUACAUGACGGGGCACUCUUCUUUAAAAUAAAGUGCGCCAUUAGAAUUGAAGCUUCCUGGAGGGGAUACACUGUUAGAAAAUUAAAAAACUUGAGAAAAAUGGUGCCUCCUAAAGACAGCAAAUUAAGAAAGCAGUUCUUUGAGGAAAAGAUUCAGCAGAUCAGCAGUCGACUGUUGAGUUCUUACGACAUCAACCUAGAUGAAUUCUUUUCUGAGAUAGAUUCUUCCAUAGCUGCAAGUCCAGAUGUGUUUCAGCAGUUGGAAGAAAAAGAAAUAUUAAUAAGUGAAACUGACUGGGAGAAGAUCCAGAUGCAGGCAUUUCGGCAGGAGAUACUUGACUGUGCUAUCUGCAUCACACCUCAGUCCGCAGUUCACCCUGCCCGUCUUUUCUCUGGUAACAGCAGUCAGUUUUCACGACAGACUGUCCUGCUUUCUUGCUCACGUUUGUUUCAUCAUACCUGUCUGCAAGCAUUUGAAGAGUUUUCCUUGGGAGAGCAACAUAUCUGUCCUUUAUGUCGCUCAUAUUAUCGAAAGAAAAUCCUCAAAUGUUGA